Anopheles stephensi (Asian malaria mosquito) is the source of this 1526-nucleotide messenger RNA. RefSeq names its product peptidyl-prolyl cis-trans isomerase-like. Bases 326 to 979 code for a protein of 217 amino acids. The record is from RefSeq and is a predicted model, not a curated record. Gene Ontology annotation, biological process: protein folding; protein peptidyl-prolyl isomerization. The transcript is spliced from 2 exons. Gene Ontology annotation, molecular function: peptidyl-prolyl cis-trans isomerase activity. Lineage: Eukaryota; Metazoa; Arthropoda; Insecta; Diptera; Culicidae. Gene Ontology annotation, cellular component: intracellular membrane-bounded organelle.
CUUAUGUAAUCGCCAAACGUUCGCCAACUGUCACCGGUCAUUUCGUAACGCCGGUAAACGAGCCGACAUUUUCAGCAUUUCUAGCACCAGCUUCGGUAAAAUAAUAAUAUUACACGUUCGAUUAAACCUUCCAUUUGCAUUUGCAUUUGCUGGACGGUGCGAUACUGCUUUCGCGCCUCGCUACGACCACACCACAACAGUCGGGGUGCCUGCGUUUUCGCUGUCCCUCGCGUUUGGCUACGGCUUUACGGGGGUUUUUGACGUUUCGUCCGGUCGGCUAGCAGUUUCCCCUGAAAAACGCAUUCGACGGUUUCCGCUUUGCGAGAUGUUGCUCACUCGUGCUCUAACCGCCAUCGUAUCCACGAAGAGCUGCUGCAGCAAUCAAGCGUUCCUACUCGGUGUCGCCUCGAAGUGGUCCUCCUCUGCUGCUAUCAAUAAUAGUAGUGUGCGAUUUCAGCCGCCAGCGCGUAACUUUGCCAAGAAGAUGAGUCUGCCGCGUUGCUUUUUCGACAUGAGCGUGGACAACCAGCCGGUUGGCCGGAUCGUUAUCGAGCUGCGUCCGGAUGUCGUCCCGAAGACGAGCGAAAACUUCCGCGCGCUGUGCACCGGCGAGAAGGGUUUCGGCUACAAGGGUUCGAUCUUCCAUCGCGUGAUCCCGAACUUCAUGUGCCAGGGUGGCGAUUUCCAGAACCACAACGGUACCGGCGGCAAAUCCAUCUACGGCAACAAGUUCGAGGACGAAAACUUCGUGCUGAAGCACACCGGUCCGGGCAUCCUGUCGAUGGCGAACGCCGGCCCGAACACGAACGGUUCCCAGUUCUUCAUCACCACCGUGAAGACGGCCUGGCUGAACGAUCGUCACGUGGUGUUCGGCAGCGUCGUCGAGGGUAUGGACGUGGUGCGAAAGAUCGAGUCCUUCGGCUGCCACUCGGGCAAACCGUCGAAGCAGAUCGUGGUCGAGAACUGUGGUCAGCUGUAAAUCCAAUCUUUCUUUACUGUUUGCAACAAAUAGCCCUUCUUUUCGGUCAGCGCGCACUGCUAUGAACUUGUAGAGAGAGAGUAGCGCGCCCGUGCCGUAAUCUAGUAGCGCAGCGGCCGCCCACUGCUGCUGCUGCUGUUUCGAGACUUUCCUUUAUUCAGUUAAUGAUAUUCCUUUUUUCUUAACAAAACACAAACACAUUCACACCUACACACACACUUACACAUUUAAAAAUAAAUCAGGAUAACUCACAGGGGUUAAAGGUAGAACAACGGAAUAUUUUGCAUUUGAUGUGAUGUGUGUCGGGUGGAAGGGGGGAGUUUGGAAAAGCGAAGUCUCGGCACGGAAUGUGCCGAGUCUUUCCCUCUCGCAGGCAUCAUCUAAAACAAAAACAAAGGGAAGGAAGGAUAACAUGAUUCUGUCCGUGUCGACUCAUUACGUAAUACUGCAUUUUUUUUGUCCUGUCACACACGCUCUGCAAACCAUACCUUUCUUUAACAAGAACUACAAUAAAAUGUAAUAAUGAUAAACAAGAACUGUUAAUUUA